Penicillium manginii is the source of this 2115-nucleotide messenger RNA. RefSeq names its product DNA-directed DNA polymerase IV. NCBI's taxonomy places the organism in Eukaryota, Fungi, Ascomycota, Eurotiomycetes, Eurotiales, Aspergillaceae. The transcript has 4 exons. The coding region runs from base 1 to 2115 and encodes 704 amino acids. Gene Ontology annotation, cellular component: nucleus. The record is from RefSeq and is a predicted model, not a curated record. Gene Ontology annotation, biological process: double-strand break repair via nonhomologous end joining. Gene Ontology annotation, molecular function: DNA-directed DNA polymerase activity; DNA binding.
AUGAGCAAGGCCAGUUUCUUUGCCGCCCUCGAGAAUUUGGAUGAUUCAGACGAUGAGCCUCAAGAAGGACUUUCUUUCCAAAAUCUCCUUGCUGCUUCUCGUCCCUUCCUCGAUAUUGCAAGCCAGGCUGCCACGACAAGCAUCGCUUCUGCCAACCCGCCUUGUUUGACCCGAGCAAAUACCGAACCUGCGUCGUCCGGAAAAACGUCCGAAGACUGCACUGAGAUUCAGCGGGAUGAGUAUUAUUUACUCAACAAACCAACUGGGCAAAAAUUGAGAACAGUCAAGCGCUCGAAUACGACAGGUACAAUGCCAGGCACCCAGGUCAAAGGUUCUUCGACGACGAAGAGGAAAGCAGAUGCUCUCAAAUCCAUCCCGGAAGAGCGGCAACUGUUCAAAGGCCUUGUAUUCUUCUUUAUCCCGAACGACGACAUCGCUCCCGCUCGCCGACUACGUAUCCAACGGGCCCGAGAAUACGGUGCACAGUGGACUCGACAAUGGGGAACCCAUAUAACUCAUGUCGUCGCCGAGAAAAGACUAACCUACCAAAAUCUGAUCGAUUACCUUAAGCUUGAGUAUUUCCCUAUAGAUAUGGCUCUUGUGAACGAAAACUACCCUCCUGAAUGCAUCACAUACCGAUCACUUCUGGAUCCAUUAUAUACUCGAUUCCAGGUUGCUGGCAUGCCGGCACCUGCUGCAAAGGAAGAGCCAACGCCGGCAGUCGAGCCGAAGACGGUCGACUCAUUACCCUUGAAACGACCGAGGAGAGAAAGAGAGAUCUCACCAGAGGGACCACAAAGUCUACCUAAAGAGGAGAUUUCCUCUAGGCCUCAGAUCUCGGAACCUGUCGACGACGAGCCCCCAAAAGAUGCGGAGAUCGAGACAGAACCCCGUGAAAGGGAUGCACUAGAUGAUAUAAUCACUGAAAGCAAGGUUACAAGUCACCUGCCACUCGACUCGGAUUCAGAGUCUCUAGACGAAGCAUCUGAUGGGGAAUCUGACUCGUCAGAAUCUGGACCGGCCAAGAAAAAGGCACGAACUGCAGCAUACGGUGAAAGCCAGGCGGAUCCCUCCUGGACGAGAGGUUUCGCUUGCAUGCGCAAGUCUGACCCUAGUGCAUCACGAGAUAAUCCAAAUGUGCGAACAAUCGAGGUUUUGCAAGAGAUGUUGGAUUACUAUACGCGAAAUGCCGAUCAAUGGCGGGUCAUGGCUUAUCGUAGGGCCAUCAAUACCCUCCGAAAUCAAAAGGAGAAGAUUGCGACACGAAAGCAAGCGUUGGCUCUUUCUGGCAUCGGAACACGAUUGGCAGACAAGAUCGAGGAGAUCGUACGCACCAAUCACCUCCGCCGACUUGACUAUGCCAAUUCCUCGCCCGAAGAUCUAGCCAUUCAAGAAUUUCUUGGAGUAUAUGGUGCUGGACUCAGUCAAGCUACAAAAUGGGCAGCACGGGGUUAUCGGUCACUGGAGGAUCUUCGCAACAAGGCCUCUCUCACCCCGAACCAGCGCAUCGGAGUGGAGCACUACCACGAUUUUGCGCAACGUAUCCCACGCAAGGAGGUCGAGGCCCACGGGGCGAUCGUUCGACGUGUGGUCGAGACAGCCGACAAAGACAUGCAGGUGAUCAUCUCGGGCUCUUACCGCCGCGGGGCACGGGAUUCGGGAGACAUCGACUGUUUGAUCACCAAGCCGGGUGCUCCGUUGGAUGAGGUUCGAACCAUCGCCACGGCUGUAAUUGUACCGAAGUUAUUUGAAGAAGGGUUCCUUCAGGUCGGACUGGCCACUUCUCGCCGUCACAACGAUGGAUCGAAGUGGCAUGGGGCAUCCUGCCUGCCGGGGAGUAAGGUCUGGCGACGAAUCGAUCUACUUUUUGUGCCAGGGCCUGAGCUGGGAGCCGCUUUGCUAUAUUUCACUGGGAAUGAUAUCUUCAAUCGAAGCAUGCGAUUACUUGCACGGAAAAAGCGGAUGUGUCUAAACCAGCAUGGAUUAUUUGGGGAUGUCCUUCGAACUGGGCAGGUGAAGACCAAUCCGGGUCGGUUGUUGGAGGCACUUGAUGAACGACGGAUAUUCGCGUUACUGGGGGUGCCGUGGCGAAAACCAGAGGAGCGAAUUUGCUGA